Molecule: messenger RNA, 1831 nt
Organism: Hypomesus transpacificus
Lineage: Eukaryota; Metazoa; Chordata; Actinopteri; Osmeriformes; Osmeridae
Gene: ubap1lb
Product: ubiquitin associated protein 1-like b
Exons: 6
Coding region: 135-1298 (387 amino acids)
Biological process (GO): ubiquitin-dependent protein catabolic process via the multivesicular body sorting pathway
Cellular component (GO): ESCRT I complex
Molecular function (GO): ubiquitin binding
Source: RefSeq, a predicted model, not a curated record
CCCGCCUCAUUAGCCACAUGCACUGAUCUGAACAACAAGUGUAGAGGUAUCAACAAGCCUUUCACCCAUACAACAGCCCUCACCUGAAGAGAGAAGAAGGAGUUGUUCUGAAGAAAAAGACAUUGACCAAAAGAAUGAGCAAUCUGGAUGAGGUUCCUAUCAAGACCCCACUGGGGACCCUGGAGGAGGCCAAGGAGGAGGUGGACCUGGUCACAGCCCCGGAGAUCACAGUCCCUGACUACCUCACCAUACUGCAGGAGACAGAGUAUGAGUACAGCCUGGAGAACUGGGUGCUGACAGGCUUGCAGGGUGGCUACCCCAGUCAGUCCAGCACCCCCGUCCCCCACUCCCCCUCUGAGGUCCUGGCUUCCUGCCCCCCCUACUGGCUGAUGUUCAGCAGCCCCCAAGAGAGCCGUCUGGCCAGUCGACACAGCUCCGACUUCUGGGAACCCAACCCCCGGCCUCGCUCGCACAGCCUCAACCCAGCCCACCUGCGCUCCAGGGUGAAGUUUGCCAUCUCAGACUCUGAGGAGGAAGGAGAGGGCUACUCAGAAGAAGAAGAAUGGCCUUCCUCAGAUAAUGGAUCCUCGGGUGAAGGUUCAGGCUCAGGUUCCAUCCGAACAGACCAGAGACAAGGCGCCUCACCUAACCUGCUCGACCUGCCCGCCUCUCAGGGUGGCCUGGCCCACCAGCGCAGGAGGAACCUUCGCCAGUCCUCUCUCUCAGUGUUGGAGACUUCCCGCUACAAUGCCAACAUUCCCUCCUCAUCCUUGCAUAGACCUCCUAACUCCCGGGCACACACCCUGGACAGAAUCCCCUCCAUCACUCACCACAAACCCUCAUACACGUCUCUGAGCCCCUACUCCUGCCUGCCCCCUCCUCCCUCAGGGGCCUUGAGGCCCCUGUGCUCCCAUACGGGGGUGCUGGACUCCUCAGUGGAGCUGCUGUCUGCCCUGAGCCAGGAGGAGAGGGAGCUGUUGGAGGUGAUCACAGAGAGAGGCUACCCUCUACGUACAGCCAUCAUCGCCCUGCAGAAGGCGGGUCAGCAGAGCCCAGACCAGAUCCUGAGCUACCUGGUGGCUUGUGACCGGCUGUGUGAACAGGGCUACGACGAGGCCCAGGUGGAGGAGGCCCUGGAGAUGUUCCAGAACUGCGAAACAAAGGCUGAGGAGUUCCUUCACCUGCUGACCCAGUUCAACGAGAUGGGCUUCCAACAGAACGCCAUCAAGGAGGUUCUGCUUGUCCACGAGAACCAUCGCGAAAGGGCUCUGGAGGAACUCAUGAUGCGUGUGGCCUGAUAAAGGCUAAACUAACACACCGAUUAACACACUGAACAUUGAGCUGUUGUUCAAUUGCAAAGUGAAUAUUCCCAAUAGUACACAAGAGUAUACAGCAGAGAACGACCAGUGGCCUUUAACAAGGAAAAGCACAUCUUCGGUACUGUUUCAUUUUAAGAUGUUUGGUUGUGAUGUUUCCCAUACAAUAAUCCAACAUUUUCUUUGUAAAAUAUAGACGUAUUCAGUUACUUUUGUUAGUAUAUUUUUCUCCUUUGGUAAACUGAAGGUUAUUGCACUUACACAUAAGGUAUAGUCUAAACUAAUCCUGAAUCCCUAAAGGACUGGUGUUGGAAGCAUGUGUAUGGAAACAUAUGACAUCCAACAGUUUCUCAUCCAUUCAGCAGGUGUCCUGCAGCGAUCUGAAGUACAUUAGAAUUUUAAACAUGAUUGCCCUUCAUGUAUUCUUUUUUUAUUUGACUGAUUCCAUGUUAAAUGGUGUAAAGAAUGUACUAAAUAUUAAGAAUGCUGGUAGUUUAUAAUGUUGGACAAAACAA